CGGGGACGCUAGCGUUCCCGAGAUUGCGUCCAUGCGGCUCGAUCCGGCCCAGCUCGCGGGACCAUCUACGUCGUACCAUUGGAGCAACGCUGCCCACCGCCGCUCGGGAUCGUUGCCUUUCCAUCCUCCCCCGCGCCAGGAGACGACCUACACCGCACAGGGAAUAUCUUUCUUUCGUUCCCUCGAAGCCUCGUCGGCCCCUCGCGGCUCCGGGAUCCUCCAGCGGGGACGUGAUGUUGUCGCGAACGGUAGCGCCUAUCACCGCCGAUUCUCCUCGUCGGUUGAUCGUUGCUCGGUUGUCGAGCACGGGGACGGAUCCGAAACCAGAAACGCCACUGCCUUUCGUGUCUCUUACGACUCGGUUUACCGCAGCGGAGUGCGCGCGCGCAUUCGAACGCUCACGAAUAUUUUGCAGAAAAAAAGCGGUGAAUGUCGCGUACAGCGAGGGAACGAUCGAUUCAACGUCGAAAACGAGGGAAAGGAAGGUGACGGCGGUAACGAAGGCGACGAAGAGAACGAUGACGGGAGCGGCACCGACCAUCUUAUUUCAUCCCAAGGAUCGAGGUCGCCACGAUCUUGUUGCAACAGGAAACCGAGAACGAGGUGGAAGAAGGAUGAUCGCGCGAAUCCGUUCGAGGAAUCCGUCAAUUUCUCUCGAAUCUGUAUCGCGAACGUUCCUUCGGUCGAUGCAUUUUCUUACACUGCCUACAAUGACGAGAACGAUAUCGAGAGCUGUCGCGAUGAUAAGGACGAGGCAUCGUCGUCCCCCGAGCAUCUUCGUUUCGAAGAGGAUGAGCGCAGAGGUGAACAAGAAGAAGAAGAGAUCAAGUUUCGCCGAGAAACGGACGAGGCGAGCCAAGCGGACGUGGAAAGUAUCAGUGGGGAGGAGGGAGAGCGUUAUCGAAAAUUUCGCGGCGAGCUGAAUUGUUGGGGAGGGAGAGGUAGUCGCGGCGCGAGUGCGAACGGCGGGAAACGCGAGAGCCACUACACUGCCCGGUUCCAACGGAACCCGAUCACCAACGGAAGUGGCGGCGAGAACGUGACGAGACUCUCGACGAACGGACCAACGACAACAAAGGUAUCGAACAACAACAACAACAACAACAACAACAACAACAAUAAUUGGUGCGGCCGAAAGUACGGAUUGCUGUUCAUCUUGUAUCUACUGGCCUGCCCUGUCGUGUGUUCCACGAAUCCCUCCGGACAAUUCAUCCCCGAUCUCGCCCAUAAUCCCUCAUCCCUCGCGCAAAACCUUCCCCGGCACAACGCCACCCAGACAUCCUCCCUGUUGUUAUCCUCGAGCGUCGCCGCGCACCAACGUGCUCAACAACAGCACCAGCAGCAGCAACAACACCAACAGCAACAACAUCGGCAGAUAUCGGACGAGGGAGCGCGUGAACAGUUGGUUCGUGAGGUCGAGCAGUACGGGAAGGACGGGCACCAUCGCCGCCGGCACGGGGAACAACAGCAACAGCAGGACGAUCAGGCUCGGGAGGGAUCGCGAGCGUAUAGGGAUCGCGAGGCGAUCUCCCCUCCCCACACCGAAUCCACGCAUCCUUACAACGAAUACAGGUGGAAGGUGAACCAGAUAAACCCGUGGUUGUCGGCCUGCGACCUGGCCGGCCCAGCGCCGGCCGAUCUCCAGGCCAGCUGCGAUCCACCCGAGGUGUCCAAGAAUUGCCCUCUCCCCUGCGUGGCGAGCUCGAGCGCGGGGGGGAAGGGGGGGGUCGACGCCGAGUUCUUCGAGGUGGUGAAGAAGGUGAAGGUCAGCGGGAAUUGUUACUGGGAGGGAGAGGAGAAGGCGGUUGAAUCGGGACGGUUCGGUUCGGGCUCGACGAGGUCUUUCGGGGGGGCGGCGGAGGGUGGCGCGAGUGAGGGGAAGGGAGGAGGAGGGGGAGGAGGAGAGAACGGAGGCGAGGGCGUGCGAACGGUUCCGGAACAGUGCCUUUUUUAUCUCGAGGAGUCGCACAAGAGGAACAUCUGUCGGGAUGAUUUUGGCCGGGCCAGUACUUUAACCCCAAGGGAGAAUCGAUAUUGGUUCAUGAGCGGGCUGCGUCUGCGGCACUGCUGCGAUCACGCGGUGGUCAACGCCCUGGCACCUGGCAAGGGUGGUCCGCUCGAGAAUGUGCUAAACGGUGGCCAGAAGUGCGCCGAUGCCCUGGACAAGCUGUUGCACGUCGAUACGUUAGCCGCAAAAUUGCAUUGUGGGUUCGAGGAAGUGGUCGCGCGAUACGACUGUGCACAGCCCUAUUCCGUCAUCUUCAACUGCACCCACUGCAAGGAAGCGUAUAGAAAAUGGGUGUGCAGCUCCCUGGUGCCUUACUUUGCUCAUGGGGAACCGCAGGACUUGAACAGCUCCAACAGCUGGGCAGGAAGCAGACUCAGGCCCUGCCGAUCCUUUUGCCAAUCCGUGGAGCAACGUUGCCCUUACUUACUCCCGGGCGACCGUGCCCCCUCCUACCCCACGCAAUACGCCGGUGAACCCACUUUCCUUUGCAGAGAUCCAAAUAUACCCGAGACCGGAGAACAGGCAGCAAGAGCGUUGCACAGCAACGAGGAGAACGAGUGUUGCUUCCACGCGUGUUCCGAGGAGUUGGCCGGAUCGGGUAUCUGCGCGAAUUGCACGAAUCAGGUGCUACGGAGGCGCGGGAAGAGCUACGAUCCUCCAACGGCUCCCUAUUGCGAGGUUAAUUGCACUCAACCGGCUUCCACGGGUGGAGGAUAUCAAGACACGGGAUCCACGGAUGUGAAGGAAGAAGAGAGAUGCCCGUCGAUGAAUCCUGUGUCGGUAACGAAUACGAUGCGACUGAAGGGGACGUUGGUGUGCGGAACUGGCGGUGGCGUCGACACGAUCGCAAGCGUUUCCUCUUCCAAUCGAUCGGCGGCCUCGAUCCUUCCGCAACUCUUUUGGCUAUGCUCGAUCUUGACCAGUAUCCUUGGCAACGUUCGAACGAUUCCCGUCCUCUGGAUCUCCAAGAUCUUUCUUUGGUCGAUCAUGCCCCUCGCCGGUAUUCGUAGUGACGAUUGUGACGGUAGUGGUGGUGGUGAUGGUGGUAGUGGUGGUGGUAAUGGUGAUCGUGGACUCGACGGUGGAUCGAACAAGAAUAGGAGCGAACUGGUAAACUUUCUCGCCUGGCUGCGCCGUUGUUUUCGCAGAGUGGACUAUUACGUGAGCGUGCUACGUUACAUCGCGAACUGGUUGUACGGGAAGUGCGUGGUUGUGGAGCACAGGCGUCGAAGUUGGUGGUGUUGCUGUUGGUACUGGUGGUGGUGGAGGUGGUGGAGAAAAAUGUUCGGCCGCGCUCGAUGGAAAUGUCGACGAGCUCGGCAUCGAUCGCGCGAAAAUAUUCGUUACGGUCAAUUCGCCGGUACGCGUCCUCCUCCUCCUCGUCCUAUUACCGUCUCCACCGCAUCGACUCGUGUCAUUGCACCGGCCACAUCGACCGCCAUCGCCACCAGCACCGCCACAACCGCCGCCGCAACAACCGCCAUCACCGCCUCCGCCAUCCUCGCGGCACGGUGGCACGUGGAGUCUUUCUCCCGCUCGGUAAAAAUGUAUCGCGAUUCAUACCACGACCGUCGUUCGUCAAUGUGGAUACGGAAACGAAAUUGGCCGCCCAAUUUCCUCGUUGACUCGUUCACGGUUAAGUGUCCAUGGCGGCGAUGGAGUUGGUGGUGGUGGUGGUUGUAUCGAUGGUGGCGACGAGGCACGCGCCGCGGCCAAGCCGAGACUUCGCGCGAGAAAAAGAAUCGUCCUCGCGUCGCUCUUCGACACGAUCGAGGCGUUCGAGCGUCCGAUCGAAGGAGAAGGAGAAGGAGAAGAAGGAGAAGGAGAAGGAGAAGAGAGAGAAGGAUAAGGGUUUUGAAUAAAGUUUUCGAAGAGGACGUUCGAUCUUCUCCGACUAGACGGCGAUAUUUUAAAUUAUCCUCGAGGAAAGAUCCGCCAUAGAACAAUUCGAGGAAGACGCGAAAGCGUGAAAUACAGGUUUUUUUCUAUCCGUAACCAGAGCUCUCGAAAAGGACUUUGGCCGUACCUUUUUCGAUUGUGAACUCCUCGAGAUCUCGAGGUCUUGGAGCGAGGCAAAACGCGAAGAGACUAGCAUCCGAGAAGGGGCACGUACGAGGCUAUGAGGAAAGAAAUUGAAGAAAGGGUUAGGAAGAGGGGCGUUCGUUAAGUAGGGAGAAGAAAGCGAAAAAUAUUCGAAGAAACAGUGAAAAAAAGUACGUACGUACGGAGGAAAAAUACGAUAAGGAAACGUGGUUAAAAGAGAAAUGAGAUGUAUUGAAAAUUGUGCAAUAUGCAACGCGACGUAAUUUUGGGGGGAGAGGAAGGGAUGGGAGGGGGGAUGGGAAAUGAACGUGUAAAAAAGCGACGAAAAAAAAAGAGAGGGAAUGAGACGUUUGAACGUUGAAAAAAAAAGAAAGAGACACGUCGAUAUUUUAAAGUUCGGACGUGAAGACAAAUGGACGUGAAACAAAACGAAGAAAUCGUAACGUCUGUCGCUAAUAAAUAAUGAUGGUAACAAUAAAAAAAAACGCGAUCGAUUGAAAUGUAAAUAACGACGACGACGACGACGACGAUAACGAUGACGAUGACGAAUGACGGUGACAAUGACGACGACGACGACGACGACAAAUGACAAGAAUGAUGAUGAUAUAGAUUAUAAUAACGAUUACAAUAACGAGGAAAAACGGUAAAUAAUUAAAUAGUUAACGAAUAAUUAACGACAAUGAAUAAUAAAAUAAAUUAUAACGAUAUAAGUAAUUAUUAACAAUUAUUAAAAAGAAACAAAAAAAAAAACAAUAACGUUAACGAUAGAAUGAUUACGAUUGCAGUUAUUGUUACACGUUCGAUGUGUCGCAUGCAUUCGAACAUACACGCACAUAUAUACACAAUACAUGCAACAUAUAACACAGGAAUAAUAAAUUAUUUCGAAAGAUAAAAUGAAAAAUGUGUAUAAGGGGAUUGUAGCGAGAAUGUGCUGAGAGAGCUGGAGCGAAUGGGACGCGUGAAUAUACAAUUGAAGAAAUUGACGAGAGGAAGUCUGAAAAUGGUAUAAGUCUCGAGAAAAAAAAACCAAAAAAAAAAAACGAUAUAACACAAAAUGCAAGCACAUGUUCCCGUAUAAGCCAUUAAACGAUUAACGAGAUAUUAAAAAAAAAAAACAAAAAAAGACGUAGGUAGAUAGUAUUUCGAUCGUGACAGAAAAAAAUACGGAGGACAUACGAAACACGAAUAACGAGAUUUGAGCAACUUGAGUGCCGAAUCGAUAUGAGAGAAAGAGAGACAGAGAGAGAGAGAGAGAGAGAGAGAGAGAGAGAGAGAGAGAGAGAGAGAAGGAAUUAUAAUUAGUAGAAAUGACAACGGAAUAAAUAAACACGACGUUAUCGAGGUAUAAAUAUGUGUUCGUUUAGAUAUUACAAUAAAUAAGUACUAUAUUAACAUAGACGUGUAACGAUAUAAAUUAAAACAAAGAAAACAGAGAGAGAGAGAGAGGGCGCGAGUAUGUAUGCGUGCAUGUGAGAAGAAGGAAGAGAGAAAGAGAAGGAGAGAAAGCGAGAAGGGUGGAUAGGGCGAGGAAAGAGAUAACGAUAGGAUGAAUGAAAAAAAUUGAAAAAUGAGAAAACAUUGACUAGAAAAAAGAAAAAAAAUCGUAGAAAAACUGAAUUUUUUUAUAGAGAAAUAUUCUAAAGAGAUAUUACGAAAAUAGCGGUAUAAAAAAAAAAUAUAUAUAUAUAUAUAUUGUUUCCCAUGUUUCUUUUCCGCACAGUGUACGUGGCUUCGAUUUAAAAAAAAAAAAAAAAAGAAAAAAACUUCAAAAAUCCCAAAGACACGAAACAACAUAUACAUAGAAGAAAAGAAUCGAGAGAAUCCUAGUACGAUAUUAUUUAAACGAAAAGUGAAAAAAAAAAAGAAAAAAGAAAAAAAACGUACUUUAUUCGAAGAAAAUAGUACUUUACUUUUUUUAACGUUACCGUUAGAAUUUAACGGCAGAUUGAAUCGCGAAAAAGAGAGAAAGAGAAGAAACAAAAGAAAAAAAGAGAUUGUCCAUGGUAUCCGUUUUACCAUCUUCUUUUUCCGAUCGCGUGUUUACACGUACACGCGAAAAUAUACAUCUCGAAGGAAACGCGUUUCGUUUCGCGUCGAAGUGUGGAACUUUCGGUUAAAAAAACGAAUUACACGUGGAAGGAUCGGGUUCUUUUUUUUCUUUUUUUUUUGUUCGAGCAGAGAAUCAGAGAGAAGUUUCGAAAGCACACUGAUAUCGCGAAACCGAAGCAACAACGAGGCGAAGCGAAGCCACGAGGGCCACUAUGCGGAGGGAAAGACGAAAGAGCGAGGGCGAAUCUCUAUACGCGAGAGCGAGAGGAGAAACGAAUCGUCGUCGUCGUUGUGUCGUAAUUGCACAGAGAGGGGGGGCAUGCUUCGUGGAACACGUACACGCGUAAACAAAGAGGUACACGCAUAUACGUACAGCGCACACGGGAAAUAAAGAAAUGCACGCGCGGAGAUGGAACGAAGGACACACCGUGCCCCCGCGUGUGCAUUCGUUACGUUGUUAAACAUUGUCCAAAUACAUAAUUGUUACUAAACUUACAUUUAUAAGGUGAGAACGGAAGGAUGCGAAUCUGAGGGUACGAAUGUGAGGGAAGAUGGAAGGAGGAAACGAAUGCGAAUGAAAGUGAAAAGUGGAUAAAGAAGCAUAUAAAUAUUAUACAUAUAUAAAUAGAUGCGUGUUACGAAAGGGGCAGAGAGAAAGAGAGAGAGAGAAAGAGAGAGAUCGGGAAAAGGAAAAAAAAAAUGUUGUAAAUCGAAAUGAUCUUAGAAAAAGCACGAUUGCGCGAUUACAUAUGUAAAUAUCUGUAUUUACAUGUAUAUGUAUAUAUGUAAAAUUUACGUGUAUACAUAUGUAUGUAUGUAUGUAUACGUGUGGGUGUGUAAACACAACAUGUGAACGUCCAUGUAUACGCACACAUGUAAACGUACAUAUAACGUGUUUGUGUAUGUAUGAGAAAUCUUAAGGAAAGAGGAAAUAUAAUGCGAUGAUGUACGCGUGUUUCGAGAAUAACGAAAAUAAAGAGUGAGAGAAUGUGUAGCUAGCUAUCCGCGAGUGCUUUCCGUGCAAUUUUUGCGGUUGAACGUAACAGGUGAUAGUUGCUGAGCGUACCAUUGAUGAAAGCAACGAGAGAGAGAGAGAGAGAGAGAGAGAGAGAGAGAGAGAGAGAGAGAGAGAGAGAGAGAAUAGAGUAGUAGCCUUAUUAGCCGAAAAAAAAAAAAAUAAAAAUACGUACGAUAUUUAGAGAGAAAAAAAAAAAAGUAAAAAGAAAAAAAUGCAUGGCCAAUAACGAUCGAACGCCGAUGAGAGACAUCUACUGCUCGGUCGGUAAGAGAGAAAAUUGAUGGAAACGGUGUACAUUAUAUUUUAAAGCGAUUAAUUUCCGGUGACGAAGGGAAUAACGUUAAAAACGCACAAUAUGCAAAACGUAAUUACACGAGCUACAUUUUUUUGGCUUAAACAACAGACGAAUCCGUAAAAGCGGUUAUCCGUUAAAGCAAUAAUAAAUAAACUUGGAACGUGUUAAGAGGAAAGGAGUAAACGGGGCGAAUUCGAUUCAAAUACGAUUCAACGUCGUGAUUGCGGGAAUGGAAAGAGAUCGAGAAGACGAAAUUUAAAAAAAAAAAAAAAAGAAGGAGAAAGAUGGGAAAGAAAGAAAGGAAAGAAAAGCACUCCGUACGUACGAACGACGAUGAUUCGAGAAGAAAAAUGGAGAAAAAGAAAAGCACCGAUAGCCGAUAGCGGUGCAAAAAUCGCGCUUAUUCUUUUUCCUCGAGAGUGUCCAAUCUAAUUGGAUUAAAAAGCUUUCGACGUGAGCAGACAUUUCGAGAACGGAACAUUGGGUUUAAGAAUGAGUUUUCACCAUGGACGAAUCCCUCCUGUAAAGCAAAGAGAGAUAAUAAUAAACGCGCUUGAUCAUUGUUAUCACGAGAUACGCGCAAUUACGCAGUUUUAUCGUUAAAUUCGUAAAUUACGCGUAAGCAUAUCUAAGCGUAACCAAAAUUAUUUUCUUUUGAUCGGAAAUGCGCGGUACCCUGGGGCGUCGUUUGUCGUUUAGAGCAAGCAAUUUAAAUUCUUUUACCUUACUUUUGAGAUGAUGAUUGACAAUUUCUGAAACUAUCCUAUUAUAGGCUUCGAACGUUUCGGAAAUUUCUUGGAAACAACGAUGAAUCCGUUAGAAAAAGAAAAAAAAAAGAAAAGAAAAGAAAAAAAAAAGAAAUUCUUUUUACCCUUCUCUCAUUGUUAUCUCUUCCUCUUUCUAUAUAUCGGUCGAACUGUUCUCAUUUUUCUUGUCGAUCGUGUCUCCCCAACUUCCGCUCGAUUUCUUCUCUCUAUCGACACGCUUCCCGUAUCUCCGAGGAACGAUAAAAUUCAUUCGUAUCAUUCGUAUUAGAAAACGCCUUCCCUUUUUUUUUUUCUCUUCUCGAAAUUUAUCAUUCUCGUGGAUCGUUCGUUCGUUCGUUCGUUCUCUCAUUUAGAAAAUGAUAAGCAAUGUUCUUGGACCAUUUAACGAAAGGAGGAAAAAAAAAAAAAAGAAAAACGAGUAGUAUUUUCGCACUGUUAAUCGCGAAUAAUAUAAUUUUUCCGUGUAAAGAUUAAACUAAAAGUAAAACGAAAGCGGUGAAAAGCAAUUUCGGAACAGGCGUGGAAAAAUUUCUUUUUCGCAAGAGACGUGAUCACUGACCAAAUCGCAGCUGCGUUUUCAGACAUCGUUUUGUGAAGAGCUCUCUCGGUUUCUUAAGGAGCCUUCUCAGAGAACGUGUCUUUAAAUGGUCGUUCCAAUCGAUCCUCGAAACUCUCUGCUCGAAUCUCUACGAUAGCGCUUUUUCCAUUGUCCAUCUCCUCCCUCCUUCCCUUUCUUUCUUUCUUUCUUUUUUUUUCUUUCACUAUUCUUAUUUGAAAAGAAGGCGAUCUCGCCCAUCUUCUCGUUUCCAAUUCGACUCCAAUCGCGAAUCGAUUGACGACACUACUCGUCCUACACCAUCAUCAAUCAUUUUUCGACAACGAUGUCGGUAACGUGUUUAACACGUGAUAUUUCUCUAGAAAAAAAAUGAGAAUUUAAGCAUUCCUCGGCGUGAAUUUCUUCCCCCUCUUUCCUUCUUUGAAACGAAAAUUAAUUUCCAACAACAACGAGCAUUUAUCAAUAUAGAAAUAUUAUUUUCACAUUGCAAAGAGAAAAGUAUGGAAUGGAAUUAAAGCAAGAUAAUAUUAAAAAAAGAAAAAUUAAAAAGUCUGCAUUUGAAGCUGAUCCUCUAAUUUUUUUUAUCGAAUUGUUGCUGGAAAUUAAUCUUUUUUCACCUCCUUUUUCUUGUUUCCUUUCGCACUUAUCACGAGAAAAUCAACAACGCGAUAGUAACACAUCGUAAUCUGUGUAGAUAUGUGUUGAUUCGUGCAAAAGAAAAUUAAGAGAUCCCCUCCUCCCUCUCUCUCCAAAAAACAUACAAAAUAUUUGGAUUUCGCUUCUCUUGCUCUCAACUUCAAUCUUCUAUAAUAACCUCUUUCAUUUCCUCUCUAAUCGUAGUUAAUCGUAUUCUCUUUCUUCUGUUCAUCUUCUUGAAAAGAUAACCUGAGCGCCAUUUUAUUAUAAUUAUUUUUUUUUUAUAUUUAAUUUUGUUAUUAUUUAUCGCGCGUUAUAAAGAAAGGAACGAGAGUCGAAAAGAAUGAGAAACAGUGGGGGGCUAUUACGUACAUUAGAUAACAGUAGUGCAUCGAUGUCAAGAGGAAGUUAAGAAUAUCCAUCCAAUCGUCAAUCGUUGAUGAAGCAUUUAGACAAUACCUUAAACACGUUAGUCUUACUAGGAUAUAGUAUAUAAUCAUUUACAGAGUUGCUUCUCUUUUCUUUCGCUCUCCCAAAAGAAAAAAAAAAAAAAAAAAAAAAUCGACACAUUAUACGUGUCGAUCCUCCAAAAUCUGCUGUAAUGGUAAUAAAAAUAUACAGAAAGAGAGAGAGAGAGAGAGAGAGAGAGGGAGGAAGAAAGACACGAGGAAAGGAAACAUGAGAUGGAAAGGUGGAAGUUCGAGAAAAAAAAGAAGGAAGAAUAAGUUUGAGCGGUAAUUGGAGUUUCGGUAGGACUGGCCAAGCGAAUGGAAGAGUGAGAGAGAAGAAUGGCGCGAUACGAGAGAAAGAGAAUGACACGUUAUACGGGCUGAAGGACGGGGGAGAAGGAGAGGUUGAAAUGGGAGUGUGUGCACGUGUGCGUGUACGUGUAUACAAUGUGUGCGUAGCGGAGGGAGAGAGGGGCAAGAGGACCACAGACUACGUAUUGAUCUCGGCCAACGUAGAGCUCUCGCAUAAAACAGGGCAGCGCUACGUCGGCGUUGAUGUCGACAUCUACGUAGCCGUAGUAAUUGUGGUGGUGUCGUAACUGGCUACGUCCUCUCGUUAUUUCGAUUAUUGCCUCUCAAGACUUAUAUAUCUACCAUUGUCGAUGAAAAAAAAAAAGAAAAAGAAAUUGACACGAGUCCUGAGUUUUUUCUUUUCUUCUUCUUCUUCUUCUUUAUUUCUCAAUCACGUGUGAUAUUCGAAAUACCAUCUUUCGAGUCAUAAAAAAAAAAAAUAAGAGAGUAAUUAUUUGAAUUAGAAAUAUUUAUAUUUAUAAUUUCGAAAUGUUAAAUAGAAUUAUUCUAACCGAGGGAUAAUUUUAUCGUUGAAAAUUUUAAGAGUGUUUCGUUUUCUCUUAAUCUCGUCUCUCUCUCUCUGUCUCUCUCUCGCUCGCUCGCUCGCUCGUUUGCUCGCUCGCUCGCCCACUCUCUUCUGCUUUCUUUCGACACGAAGUUGCGAAUUCGAAAGAUCGCAUUUCGAAUCCGUUGAAGGUUGAAGGUUGAAUGUAAGCGAUCCACAAUCCACAUUUUUCACGGAUCAAAAUCACGGAGAAAAAAAAAAAAAAAGAAAAACAAAAAAAAUCCGGCCUCAAGUUUUUUCGGUCGUUCAGUAUGGCGUUUCUUUAAGAAACUCGAUUGUUCGCGCGUCCUUCGAUCGACCGGAAGUCUGUCACGAUUCAUCGCGUAACGAACGAAUUAUAUAGAUAAAGAAAAAAAAAAAAAAGAUCAAGCACGUGCGUAUACAAGUAUGAAUGCAUGCAUGGAAGGAUGGAUGGAUAAAUGGAGAGAGAAAGAGAGAGAGAGAGAAAGCGAGAAAAUGAGAGAAAGAAUGAAAGAGAGAGAGAGAGAGAGAAAGUUUAAAGAGCCACUGCCUUAGCGACAGCAGGAUUUGUGCUAGAAACAAGGCCUUAGAAAGUAACAAACCAGAAACAUAAUUAGAGUUAAGUAAGUCUGUUGUUGUUAACAAAAAAAAAAAAAGAAAAAAGAUAACGGUACUUAGUGAAAUCAGGAGGACAAAAAAAUGUUGAACGUAUUGUAAAACUAAUUAGCAAUUGUAUUUAAGCGCGUAACGUAUAAAUAUAUACUUAACCCCUCGUGCCCGCAAUUAAAUAGGCGUGUUAACGCAUAGUUUUACGUAGGAUUAUUAAACGUCGCUUGUCGCAUAUGAGUGAAAGAGGAAGAUACGAGAUCGAAAGACACGAAAAGACGGAAAAAAAAAAAAAAAAAAAAAGAGGAGAGAUAGGAGGAAGGGAGCUGGGGAAGAAAGAGUGGGAAAAAAAAGAAAGAAAGAAAGGAAGGGGAAAGAAACGCGUCGCUUGUAUGUAAGAGAAUACCGGUAAAAUUUCGCGAAAUUUUUUAUCCUUAUCUUUGAUUUUGUUUUCUGCUCUUGCCUUACGGAAAAAAAAAAAAAAAAGAAAAAAAAGGGAAAAAAAAAAUUACAAAAUGAAACGAAACAAAAAAAAAAACAAAAACCAAGGAAAGAGAGGAAAACAGGACGCAUACUUACCGAUCGCGUAUCGAUCGCGACGAGCGAUGCCAGAGGAGAGAAUCGUUGAACGGGGACAUGUUCGAUCGAAGAAAAUGAGAUUUUCCGAUAGCGCGUCGCACUCGAAAACUACCACUUUGAAUCCGAUGUUAGCGUAGUGUACGUAUCGUAAGCUGUCGACAUUUAUACUAUGAACUAUGAGUAAAUUGUAGCGAUCAUUGUGAACAUAGUUAAUAGUAUAGAUUAGUUAACCGCACUAAUUGUACCGAAAAAGUGGAUUACAUUUAAUUCCGAAAAAUAAUUAUCGAAGUUUAAUUCAAUAACGCGUACAUUGUGCGCAAAUCAAGCCGAGUUAAACGAAUGGAAGGGUGAUUAAUAAAUAAAAAUGAAGAAGAAUAAAAAUUCGAGAAAUUGAGAGAGAGAGAGAGAAAGAGUGUGCGUGUAUGUGUAUGUAUGCGUAUGAACGUGCACGUGUGUGAGUGACGGAAUGCAUAUGUGUAAGAAAAAUGAAUUGGAAGAAAAGAGGAAAGGAAGCAUCAUUGAAAUUCAAUUGAUACAGAUUGAAUGUGAAUCUUCGAAGUGAAAGAAGAUAUAAAAAAAAAAAA
This is a messenger RNA of Apis mellifera (honey bee), 12467 nucleotides long. RefSeq lists its product as uncharacterized. Gene Ontology annotation, biological process: calcium ion import across plasma membrane. The coding region runs from base 32 to 3949 and encodes 1305 amino acids. The transcript has 4 exons. NCBI's taxonomy places the organism in Eukaryota, Metazoa, Arthropoda, Insecta, Hymenoptera, Apidae. Gene Ontology annotation, molecular function: stretch-activated, monoatomic cation-selective, calcium channel activity. The record is from RefSeq and is a predicted model, not a curated record. Gene Ontology annotation, cellular component: plasma membrane.